UUCAAUCCGGAUUCUUCCAGUAAAAGCUUCAACUUCCCACACUGAAGCUGAGAGCCUCCCAAAGUGCUGGCUACCUGCUGAGCGCCCCUGUAACUCUGACACAGUAGUAAUUUGAGCCUCUGCAAUUGCCGUCUACUUCCUGUGAAAGUCCUUUCCGUGCCCACUGACCCUUGAGUGGGCCUUUGAGCUGCUGACUUUCAGCUGGAACUUGAAGGGACCCCAACCCUGAGACACUAUGGCCCUGACCUCAGACCUGGGGAAACAGAUAAAACUGAAAGAGGUGGAGGGGACCCUCCUGCAGCCUGCAACUGUGGACAACUGGAGCCAGAUCCAGAGCUUCGAGGCCAAACCAGAUGAUCUCCUCAUCUGCACCUACCCUAAAGCAGGGACAACAUGGAUUCAGGAAAUUGUGGAUAUGAUUGAACAGAAUGGGGACGUGGAGAAGUGCCAGCGAGCCAUCAUCCAACACCGCCAUCCUUUCAUUGAGUGGGCUCGGCCACCCCAAUCUUCUGGUGUGGAAAAAGCCAAAGCAAUGCCCUCUCCACGGAUACUAAAGACUCACCUUUCCACUCAGCUGCUGCCACCGUCUUUCUGGGAAAACAACUGCAAGUUCCUUUAUGUAGCUCGAAAUGCCAAAGACUGUAUGGUUUCCUACUACCAUUUCCAAAGGAUGAACCACAUGCUUCCUGACCCUGGUACCUGGGAAGAGUAUUUUGAAACCUUCAUCAAUGGAAAAGUGGUUUGGGGUUCCUGGUUUGACCACGUGAAAGGAUGGUGGGAGAUGAAAGACAGACACCAGAUUCUCUUCCUCUUCUAUGAGGACAUAAAGAGGGACCCAAAGCAUGAAAUUCGGAAGGUGAUGCAGUUCAUGGGAAAGAACGUGGAUGAAACAGUGCUAGAUAAAAUUGUCCAGGAGACGUCAUUUGAGAAAAUGAAAGAAAAUCCCAUGACAAAUCGUUCUACAGUUUCCAAAUCUAUCAUGGAUCAGUCAAUUUCUUCCUUCAUGAGAAAAGGAACUGUGGGGGAUUGGAAAAACCACUUCACUGUUGCCCAGAAUGAGAGGUUUGAUGAAAUCUAUAGAAGAAAGAUGGAAGGAACCUCCAUAAACUUCUGCAUGGAACUCUGAGCAAGAUGUAAAUAAAAUUAAAAGGUGGAUGGCAAGAGUGCAAAUACUAUCUUCAAUCCUUCAGUCCCAGCCAGAAGAAUCUCUGAAAGCAUAUUGUGAAUGUAUACAAUGUAGUACAAACAAUCUCUGUGAUGAUUAACAGUAUGUCACCACUUCAUUUUUUAAGGAUCACGUCUAAUGCCCAUUUUCCCAGCUAUUCUUUCCAAAGUAAGAUAUAAGAUAGCUUAAUAAACUAAGUAAAACGUAUGACUUGAGUACAAAAGGAUUGUUUUAAUCCCCAUUAUUCUGGAAAGUGUGUCCUAGUCUCCCAGUCUAUAACAUCAUAAUACCUUGAGUAUAAUUCCAAAUAUUAGGUUAUAUCUAUAUUAAAAACAAAAUUUCUGGCAUCUGUCCUGGCCAUUCAGGCAACUCCAGCCUGGGCUCAAUCCUGGAGUUCUGUCUGGUCACUAUCAGAAGGAACACUUUGAGGGAAACCCUGGUGCAGCCAGCCCUGAGGAAACAUGGCCUGAGUGCCCUCACUGGUGGGUGGGAAUAAAAUGGAAGUGCACAGAGGAGAUGUCAGAAGACAAAAACCUGGUUAAUAGUCCCAGUGCUAGGUCAUAUAGGAAGCAGAAAGCAUGAUAGUGGCCUUUUGGGAACCCAAGUUACGUCCUGGUGAAAGCAGAAAGGAGGAGACAGGAUGGCUGUCAACAAUGUCAGCAUGGGCAUGGCUCCCAGGCAUGGAGGUAAUUGGGUCUUGGCUUCAAUGCCACCCUUUUGGGAAGCCCUAAACCAAGUGAGGUGUUCUUUUCCCUUGCUUCCCAUAUUUGUCCCAGUUGCAGCCCUGUUGUUAUGUAUUUACUCUUCAAUUUCUUAUCUAUACCUCUCACUCAAUUGUUAAUUAUUUGGGUUCAGUCUCAUGCCAUAUUUACUCCUAGUACCUAAUGCAGUGCCUGGCACACAGCAAGUGCCCUUGAGAACUUGUAGAGGGAGUAAAAAAGUGCAUGGAUAAAUGACUGCAGCAAAUCACAAAUUUUGAACUUUGACCCUUUUCUUUUAGUCCCAAAUAGUGGCAUUCCAUAGCUGAGGGUAGUAGGAGCAGUUCACCCUGGGAGCAGACAAUAAGAGGAAGAAUGAAGCCAACUAAAAUUCUGAAUGCUUUUUGUUGGAUUUCGUAGGUAUUUUUUUUUUAAAUAGGGUCUUGCUAUGUUGCCCAGGCUGGUCUCAACUGACUGCUUUUUAUUAUUACCAUGCACUGGCAAUUCCAAACAAUGUCAGUGUUAAAAUGCUUCUCCCUGAAAAAGAGAAAAGAAAAGGAAAAAAAGAAAAGUGAAAAGAAAAGAAAAACUCUUAUUGGCCUAAGUUCUAAAUAAUAGCUAGGUUACCACUGAGUUUUAACUAUAUGCAUAUGAGCUUCAAAUAAGCACCUUUUUAUUAUGUAAAUAAAUAAAAGUUAUCUGUAUCCCCACUGCAUUGUAAAAUUUUUGUUGUUUGGUUUCAUGUCUUAUUCACCUUUGUAUGGAAAUUAAUUCAGAAACCCCAAGCAUAGAGUCUACCUCUUUAAUUCCAGCAGGCAGAUGUAGUUCUGCCUGCUUCCUUCCAAGGUUAAGUUCAUAACAGUUCAGAAUCUUGCAAGCUCACUUCAGGUAUAACCUGUGUCUCCAACCCUGCAGUAUUUGGAUAUUGCUGUUUAAACAGUAGAUUUGGCAUAGAUGAUGGUGGCACAAUGGUUGUAAAGGAAAAGAAGCAGAAUACCUGAGUUUGUUCAAUUCUCUCAUUGGGGUUUUCAGUUGUAUCCAGAAUUUAAAACAGUAAAAUUUAAGAGUGUGAACAGCAACAUUCACACUUUGUUUAGUAAGUACAAAGUUGUGCUCAUACAGUAAGUUUACUGACUUUGAAUAAUAACUUUAAAAACAAAAUUUACUCUUUUCUAAGUGUUAAUUAUUUGUUUUAAAAUUUAAGAAUGAAUCAAGAAAAUAAAACAUUACACCAGUGGUAUGAUUUAGUAAUUGUCUGACUUAUACUUUUUGUAGACAUUUUAGUUUUAUUUAAAUUGGCAUUCUGAUUUUUUUACUGGUCUUGAGUCUAUACACAAAGUUGAAUAAAAGAAAAGUUUCACUGAC
Molecule: messenger RNA, 3228 nt
Organism: Gorilla gorilla gorilla (western lowland gorilla)
Lineage: Eukaryota; Metazoa; Chordata; Mammalia; Primates; Hominidae
Product: sulfotransferase 1C2
Exons: 8
Coding region: 236-1126 (296 amino acids)
Molecular function (GO): sulfotransferase activity
Source: RefSeq, a predicted model, not a curated record